UAGACCUGUGAUGAUUUUGUCUAUUAUAUUAUUUUGGUCAUACAGCUCCUAAAGAUUUUAUCCUUCUUGGCUGCUCCAACUCUCGGCUCUUGCAUGGGCGGUCCUUACAAUUGUUGAAUCCAUUAACAUGCAUCGCAUGCAGUAAAAAUGAAUAUUCUUUCCCGAAGUCAACUGCAGAAACUGAAAAAUCAUGCCGUAUGAUGCUAAAAAUGGUAAAACAAACAAUGAGAUCCGCAACGGAAACAGAACAGAAAAGUACAAGUAUGAUCAGUUUGCUGUUGAUGAUAAUGAUACUGACCAAAAUGCAAGCCUUGAUAGCGAUAAAACGGAUACUGGUGUCAAAAUGGAGAGAAGUCUGGGUCUUAUCAGCGGGACAGCUAUAAUAUCAGGCACUAUGAUAGGUUCUGGUAUAUUUGUAUCUCCUAGGGGAGUUCUGUACGGAGCAGGUUCAGUGGGAAUGAGUAUGGUGAUUUGGCUUGCUUGUGGAAUAUUGUCUAUGUUCGGAGCACUGACUUAUGCCGAGUUGGGGUCAACAAUUCCUCUAUCAGGUGCAGAGCACGCUUACUUUAUGGAAGCAUUCUGUAAAAAUAAGAAACGACGUAAUUUGUUCGGACGUAUUCCAGCGUUUUUAUUUGAUUGGAUAUGCAUUUUUAUCAUCCGAACAACUAUGUUUGCUGGAAUGUGUUUUACUCUUGGUACAUAUGUUACACAACCUUUUUAUCCGGAUUGUAUGCCACCACUUUAUUUGACAAAACUCGUCACUGCCAUUUCAAUGUUUAUACUUUGCUUUAUAAACUGCAUGAGUAUCAAGUUUGCUGAAAAAAUUCAAGUGUUUAUGAUGGCCGUGAAAUUAAUUGCUGCUGUUAUCAUCGUUGCUGGUGGUUGUUACAGUCUUUCUCAAGGAGAUACAGAAACCCUUGCCAGUGGUUUUGAAGGGACAAGUACAGACACAGCUAUGUUGGUGCUUUCUUUUUACAACGGGCUCUGGGCCUAUGACGGAUGGAACAAUUUAAACUUUGUCACUGAAGAGUUAAAGAAUCCAAAAAAAAACAUACCAAGGGCUAUAUGUAUAGCUUUGCCGUUAGUCAUGCUGGUAUACCUUUCAAUAAAUGUUGGGUAUUUUGCAGUUCUGCCAAAACAAGAGAUCCUAUCAUCAGACGCUGUUGCAGUGUUAUGGGGUAAAAGGAUAUUAGGUGUAAUGCAGUGGAUAAUGCCUAUGUUUGUUAUAUGUUCCUGUUUUGGCUCAGCCAAUGGAUCCUUAUUCUCAAGUGGAAGGUUGUCAUACGUUGCAGCUCGUGAUGGCCAUUUACCAUCCGGAAUAUCAUUUUUGCACGUGCAAAGACAUACUCCAAUUCCUUCCAUGAUAUUCACGCUGACCCUUUCAACACUCUUGAUAAUUCCUUUUGAUCUUGGUGCUUUGAUAGGAAUAUUUAGUUUUACGUCUUGGAUAUUCUAUGGUGUUUCAGCAGCCACAGUUCUAUUGUUGCGAUAUAGAAAUAGACACAAGAAAUUGGACUCUUAUAAGGUUCCCUUGUUCAUUCCAGUAGUGGUGAUACUGUUGUCGACGUUUUUAGUGUUAGUUCCACUGAUUUAUUUACCAAAACCAGAGUAUAAAUAUGUUGUGUUAUUUAUGGCAGUUGGAUUGUGUAUUUAUUUUCUCUUUGUAUAUAGGAAAAUUAAAGUUCCUUACGUAGAUUCAGCGACUCGACUGAUGCAGAAACUUUUGGUUGUAGUACCGCCUUCUCAAGAAAAGAGUUAUUAAAUUUAUGCUGAAGAGAGGAGAUUUUGUCUGUAAACUUUAAAAUUGUCGAUGAAUAUGCUCCAUUUAGACACGUAUUUUCAACUUUAAAUCGAUUAGAAACUACAUUUCUACGCAGUAUUAUACCCUAACCUCAUUUACAAUAUAAAUGAAGUUUCGGUCCAGGAUUUCUGUGAUGUGUGUUCAACGUCAAUCUCAAAUUCACGGACGACGACAUUAUUUUCCAAUAGUUAGAGCUAUUUGGUUGAAAAGUCUUAUACAAGUGAAUGAUGAAGUAGAAAAGUCUCCAGAAUCAGCUUAAUGACAGUGACAUGGUCAAUAGAGCAUUCAUUUCCGUUCCUUCUUUUUCACAGAACAUAUUAUUUCAAUGUUAAAUAAUUUUUUGGAAAAUAUGUGAAACUAGAGGAAGUUUUUAAGGCUCAGGCGCUUUAACAGUCGUUUGAAUUCAAUGACAGUGAAUAAAUUCAUAGACUUGAUACUUUCGAUCAGUAGAUCGGGUAUUUAUGACAGUUUUAAAAAUGACGAAGAAAAGGGCUGACUAACAUAUUAUAUAUAAUCAUUUCUACAACUGAUAUAGUACGAUUUUGUCGUAAAUAGUGUUCACUUAUUUUGAUAAAUGCAUAUAAACAUCUAUGUAAAUGUAAGUGAGUAAAUGUAGAGGUAAGUUGUCUAUUACUUCUCUUAUUUACAUAAUAAGUUAUGUUCUCUAGAUCUUAAUUAAUGACUAUAAUAAAAUAUAAAAAUAGUUAUAAAGUAGUGUAAUUGGUUCAUACAAUUGUGCUACUUUAUGAACACAUCAGAGUUGUAAUGAUAUUCUUCUAGACCUGCAUCGACUAUUUUUAAACCUUAUUGAAAUGCUUUGGGCGUUUUUGAAGAAUAAUGUAAUACCUUUUGUCGCAAAAAAAGUCGACCAUGACUGAAUUAUGUGAAUUGAAGUAUAUAACAUGGAUACAGGUAUCGCAAAAAAAUAAAGCAUAGUACAACAGACAAUAUCAACCACAAACACCCGGCCUAUCACAAAAAACCUAGACAUACAAUCAAGGCAAACCAACAAUUAAAAACACGAUCCAGACAUCAAUACUUGGUACAAGCUUAAACAAUAUAGCCUUAUAUAGUAAGCUGCUGAUUCAUUUUUGGGCAAAACUUUAUAUAAAAAAUUCAACUGCCUUUCAUUUCAUUAGAGUAAACGAGUUCAAUUUUAACAAUUUUAAAAACCCAUUGUGUUUUCCAAUUUUCCAAUCGAUAAUUUUGGAGUGUCAAAAAUUCGUUGGAGGUACUUGAUAAAUUGCAUGCUCAUAUUGGUAACAACAAACAAAAGAACUAUGUCAAUUGGACCUGCUUUGAUACGAUAACUGCACUAUCAAGUUAUAUUGUACAAAAUAGUUUUAUGACAUUUGCGGGACGCUAAAUGUUUUUGUUGGGGGUAAAAUGUAAAGUGUGGGUCACAGUUUAUAUAUAUAUGUAUUAGUAUAUAUAGUGAAAGAUGUAAUGUGUAAUAUCGUAUGUCGGAUAUAUUGUUUGUCAUUGUUAGCAUAUCACUGAUAAAUAAUUGUAUGUUUGUAUUUUUACUGCACUAUGUCAGGGAUUUUCAGGAUCUCGUAUGUUUGUAUCGAGCACCUGUUUACAUAUUUUCGGGGAAAAAGUCAUCAACUGCGCAUGUGCGUAGAAUUUAGUCAACUGGAAUAUCUGUAAAUUCUACGAUUUCUUAGAUUGUCAAACAUAUUGAGCAAAAUGCUCACUUUCUAGAUAAUGUCAGGGAACCUAUUCUUAUUUCAUGUAAUUUUUGCCAUUUUUCAGCCGGUUGACUCGCAUGGCUUUUGAUUUCUCCGAUUACCGCUUUCCGGUGGUGGCGCUACUAUCGUGGCGCAAAAAUUAUGAAAACUUAAUUUAUUCAAGAAAAUAAAUUGUUCUUUCAUGUAUUUAUUUUUAUCUAGUAGUAAUAAAAUUGUAUAAGAAUAGUU
Mytilus californianus (California mussel) is the source of this 3720-nucleotide messenger RNA. RefSeq names its product b(0,+)-type amino acid transporter 1-like. Gene Ontology annotation, cellular component: membrane. The record is from RefSeq and is a predicted model, not a curated record. Gene Ontology annotation, biological process: amino acid transmembrane transport. Gene Ontology annotation, molecular function: L-amino acid transmembrane transporter activity. The transcript is spliced from 13 exons. Lineage: Eukaryota; Metazoa; Mollusca; Bivalvia; Mytilida; Mytilidae. Bases 191 to 1762 code for a protein of 523 amino acids.